Molecule: messenger RNA, 1269 nt
Organism: Dovyalis caffra
Lineage: Eukaryota; Viridiplantae; Streptophyta; Magnoliopsida; Malpighiales; Salicaceae
Source: the annotation of a GenBank genome assembly
AUGGCCUCAUUACAAGCUUCAUGCUUUCUAGUCUCUUGUUCUUCUUAUAGUUGUUCGAAAAGAAUCAACGCUGCCAUUUCUGUCCCUAAACUUCAAAAAAUUCAGUCAUCAGUUCCAAAAAAUCCAUUAAAACUAGCUGAGGAACUGAAUUUAAGAGAUGGGUUCACAAGUACAAUCCCAUUGGAAAACACAAGAGUAAAUCAAUAUGAGCCAAUCAAUUCUACAGCUAAUACUACAGCAGCAGCCAAGGUUUAUGCAAUCUUAGAGGCUGUUGCUGAUAGGAUAGAGAUGCACAGAAACAUCGGCGAGCAACGCGACAAUUGGAACACUCUUCUUUUGAAUUCAAUUAACAUGAUCACUCUCACAGCUGCAACCAUGGCAGGUGUUGCAGCGGGUGGUGCAGUAGGAGCACCUCUUUUGGCUUUGAAGUUAUCAUCAACUCUUUUGUUUUCUGCGGCUACCGGAAUGUUACUUAUCAUGAACAAAAUCCAGCCCUCACAGCUUGCAGAAGAGCAAAGAAAUGCAACGAGAUUGUUCAAGCAACUUUAUAGCCAAAUACAAACUACUCUUGCUCUUCGUGAUCCUACUGAUAUGGAUGUAAAGGAUGCAAUGGGCAGAGUUUUGGCUCUCGAUAAAGCUUACCCUCUUCCUUUGUUAGGAAAAAUGAUCGAAAAGUUCCCUUCAAAAUUUGAGCCUGCUGUUUGGUGGCCUAAAUCAAACGAGUCCCUAAAUAGAGAACAGCCUAAACAGGUGAAAACAAGAGGAAAGAAUGGGUGGAGUGAGGAUCUUGAAGAGGAGAUGAGGGAGGUGAUUGAAGUAAUAAAGAGAAAAGACAACGAAGAUUACAUGGGACUAGGCAACUUGGCAUUGAGGGUAAACAAGAUUUUAGCCAUCUCUGGUCCAUUACUUACUGGCAUUGCAGCUGCUGGUUCUGCCCUUGUAGGCCAUGGAUCAUGGGCAGCAAUAGUGGCUGUCACAGCUGGUGCAUUAGCUAGCACAGUCAAUACAUUUGAACACGGUGGCCAAGUUGGUAUGGUAGUUGAAAUGUACAGAAACAAUGCUGGAUUCUUUACACUUUUGGACGAAUCAAUGAACUCUACAAUUCAAGAAAGGGAUUUGGAGAAAAGAGAAGAUGGGGAAAUGUUUGAAAUGAAGGUGGCCAUGAAGCUUGGAAGAAGCUUGUCACAGCUUAGAGAUCUUGCAAGAAAAUCCUCUACUUCUCAUGUGGAUGGAAGCACCAUAGAUGAGUUUGCUAGCAAGCUAUUUUGA